UGAAUUGAACCCCACGCAUAUCGAACCUUGAUCUUGCCAUCUAGAUCUCUAUAGAACUUUAGUUCCGCCACCUUAUCAACUUGAUGCUCCAUCAAAGCUACAAGCUUUUAAAGGACAGCACCUUCCUGCUCGCUUUCUUCCUCCUCUAAACUGCAAUUUGCUUCCUCCCAUGGCCACCUUUUUGAGCUCCUUUUCUUCUCCGACUCUUGCAGUGCUGCUUUUUCGCAUCCUCAUACAGCUCAACCGCCCUCAGCCCAAAAAGAACAAAAGCAAGGGGAGAGAGAGAGAGAGAUGGUACCACCACCACAACACAAGCAUGACACUAUGACAGUGUGACACACCAACCCCACCUUCUAAAUAUCUUCCAAUGGCUAUCUGCUUCUUCUCUCUCGGUCUGUAACUGAAACCACAGCUUCUGCUCCUUCUCCCAUCGACCUCACCUACUCUGUUUAAUUAAGCUCCAUCGCACUCGCUCGCAAUAUUCUAAUGUUGGCCUUUUCCGCUGUUUGGCCUAACUCUCUUCUCCAUAUCGAGCUUCCCUAGGUGCUCGCUCUCCUACUCGUUUGACCUCCUCGCUAGAGAAGAAGCAGACGAGCUCCUCGUCUUCCGACUCGAGUAUUGACGAGCUAAAAAUGCAAUCUUGGGAGUGAGUUUGUGAGUUCUUCGCUUGCUUUUCCUCUCCACUGAAGCUAAAGUUGUUGCCUUUGUAAUGAGCUCGGUGUGUGCUUGACCUCUUCGAACAUGGAUCUCGAACGCGGAGGCGACGGCGGCGGGGAGGGUUUCCCUAGUGCGGAGAAGAAGAAGGAUUCAUGGCGGGCGGUGGUUACAUUGGCGUACCAGAGUCUGGGAGUGGUCUACGGCGACCUGAGCACGUCGCCGCUGUACGUGUACAAGAACACCUUCGCGGAGGACAUCGAGCACUCGGAGACGAACGAGGAGAUCUACGGCGUGCUUUCCUUCGUCUUCUGGACCCUCACGCUCGUCCCCCUCCUCAAGUACGUCUUCAUCGUGCUCCGCGCCGACGACAAUGGCGAAGGCGGCACCUUUGCGCUCUACUCCCUCCUCUGCCGCCACGCCCGCGUCGGAUUCCUGCCCAACGGCCAGCUCGCCGACGAGGAGCUCUCCACGUACAAGAAGACGGACGGCGGGGACGCCGCCCCGCCCUCGGGCGGCGCCGCGGCGGCCUCUAGGGUAAAGAGGCUGCUCGAGAAGCACCAGGUACUGCAGCUCUUGCUACUCAUCCUUGCUCUGAUCGGGACUUGCAUGGUAAUUGGCGACGGCGUGCUUACACCAGCAAUUUCUGUCUUCUCGGCUAUUUCAGGUCUUGAGCUGUCCAUGUCCAGGGAACAACACAAGUAUGUUGAAGUUCCCAUUGCUUGUGCCAUAUUAGUUGCUUUGUUUGCUCUGCAACAUUACGGCACACAUCGGGUCGCCUUCCUAUUUGCACCGAUCGUGGUUACUUGGCUCGUUUGCAUCAGUGCGAUCGGUGUUUACAACAUUUUUCAUUGGAACCCACAUGUGUAUCAAGCACUUUCUCCCUACUACAUGUACAAAUUCCUGAAGAAAACCCAAAGAGGCGGUUGGAUGUCUUUGGGUGGAAUACUAUUGUGCAUAACAGGUUCUGAAGCUAUGUAUGCCGAUUUGGGACAUUUUUCUCAGCUAUCGAUACAGAUUGCUUUUACUUCCAUGAUUUAUCCCUCCUUGAUCCUUGCAUACAUGGGACAAGCUGCUUAUCUAUCGAAACAUCAUUUUAUAGAAAGUGACUACCGUAUCGGGUUCUAUGUAUCCGUUCCAGAGAAAAUAAGGUGGCCAGUUCUGGCGAUCGCCAUAUUGGCGGCUGUUGUCGGAAGCCAAGCUGUUAUCACUGGCACUUUCUCGAUCGUCAAGCAGUGCUCAGCAUUGAGCUGUUUCCCUAGGGUGAAGAUCGUUCAUACUUCAUCGAAAGUACAUGGACAAAUAUACAUUCCUGAAAUAAAUUGGAUGUUGAUGACAUUGUGCCUCGCUGUUACUGUCGGUUUCAGAGAUACAAAGCGCAUGGGCAAUGCAUCAGGGCUGGCUGUUAUUACUGUCAUGUUGGUUACGACCUGUUUGAUGUCGCUUGUGAUAGUUCUAUGUUGGCACAAGAGCAUCUUCUUCGCCGUAUGUUUCAUCCUCUUCUUUGGAUCGAUCGAGGCAUUAUACUUCUCUGCGUCCCUCAUCAAGUUCUUGGAAGGAGCUUGGGUGCCAAUUGCCCUCUCAUUCAUCUUCAUGAUAAUUAUGUAUGUAUGGCACUACGGCACACUCAAAAAGUACGAAUUCGACAUCCAAAAUAAGGUCUCGAUCGACUGGCUCAUCGGUCUCAGCCCUAACCUCGGAAUUGUUCGUGUGAGAGGCAUUGGCCUCAUCCACACUGAACUUGUGUCGGGAAUUCCAGCCAUCUUUUCUCACUUUGUCACCAACCUCCCUGCAUUUCACCAGGUCCUCGUGUUCCUAUGCAUCAAGUCUGUCCCAGUGCCGUAUGUUCGACCAGAGGAACGGUUCCUCGUGGGAAGAAUUGGCCCAAAAGAAUACAGGGUGUACCGAUGCAUCGCGCGGUAUGGCUACCGUGAUGUGCACAAGGAUGAUAUCGAGUUCGAGAAGGAUUUAGUGUGCAGCAUUGCUGAGUUCAUCUGGUCCAGUGUUUCUCAUGCCGGUGGAACACAAGAACAACCCGAAAAGGACAACGAUAGAAUGGCAGUGGUUGGAGCAGGACUAGGACUAUGCGAAGAAGAGGUGGACCUAGACGACGCAGCUGGCCCUUCAAGCUCAAGGGAGAUACAAUCACCGGUCGCGAGAAAGAAGAAGGUGAGGUUUGUUUUACCCGAGAGCCCGCAUUUGGACUCCGACGAAAGGGAAGAACUGCAGGAGCUGAUGGAAGCAAGGGAAGCCGGGAUGGCAUUCAUUCUGGGGCAUGCCGAGGUGAAGGCAAAGAGCGGAUCGGGUUUGAUCAAGAGAUUUGUGAUCGAUAUCGGGUAUGAUUUCUUGAGGAGGAAUUGUAGGGGACCUGCCUACGCAGUGAGCAUUCCUCAUGCAUCGACUUUGGAAGUGGGGAUGGUUUACAGUGUUUGAAUUCUCGACGACAAUGUACAUCGAUCUCGUUAGUGUAAAUUAGCAUAGGUGUUCAGUUUCCUUUUCGUGUUGUUACUUUCGAUAGAUUUUUUGGUAUUACAGUAACAAUUUCAAGAAGUUAUGAACCCGAAAUGAAGUCCAAACAUUUAUUGUGGC
Zingiber officinale is the source of this 3243-nucleotide messenger RNA. RefSeq names its product potassium transporter 6-like. Gene Ontology annotation, biological process: potassium ion transmembrane transport. Gene Ontology annotation, molecular function: potassium ion transmembrane transporter activity. Gene Ontology annotation, cellular component: membrane. The record is from RefSeq and is a predicted model, not a curated record. Bases 742 to 3087 code for a protein of 781 amino acids. NCBI's taxonomy places the organism in Eukaryota, Viridiplantae, Streptophyta, Magnoliopsida, Zingiberales, Zingiberaceae. The transcript has 9 exons.